AUGGCACCAUCUCACUCCAAGAAGCGCAUCGUUGUCUGCUGUGACGGCACGUGGCUCGACAGUGACGGUGACUACCAAACUCCCAGCAACGUCACCCGCACCGCCAGAGCCAUACCUCCCGUGGGCGUCGACAAGUCCACCUCUCCCCAUCAGCCCAUCACCCAGAUCGUCUUCUACCAAAACGGCAUUGGCACAGGCAGCCCGUCCUUGUACGACCGAGUCAUUGGGGGCGCGACCGGGGAGGGUCUCGCCGAGCACAUCCGCGAAGCAUACAGCUUCAUCUGUCUCAACUACAACCCGGGCGAUGAGAUUUUCCUGCUGGGGUUCUCGCGAGGCGCUUUCACUGCCCGCUCCAUCUCGAGCCUGAUCAACGCGGCCGGUCUGCUCACCUCGAAAGGCCUGGAGUAUUUCGUCCAGGUCUUUGAGGAUUGGGAAUUCCAGCAGAAAAAGGACUUCAAGACCAAGUGGCCCAACCUGCCCUUCGUCGGCCACAAGCCCCCGGUCACCCAUCCUCACUACCAGAAGCAGCUCAUCGACAAUGGCUGGACUCGACCCAACAUCAAGGUCAAAUGUGUCGCGGUCUGGGACACCGUCGGUGGGCUGGGCAUCCCCAUGGUUGGACUCCUGCCCCAGCCACCCAGCCGCGACUUUGCCUUUGUCGACACACGGGUCGAGUCCAACAUCGAGUACGCGUUCCAGGCCCUGGCCUUGGACGAACAUCGGCGGUCUUUCUCUCCCACCAUCUGGGAUUGGCCACACGUCGAGCACCACGAUUUGAAAGUCCUCAAGCAAUGCUGGUUCCCCGGCGUGCACAGCGACAUUGGGGGGAGCUACGACGACACCGCCCUCGCCAACCUCACCCUGGCGUGGAUGAUCAGCCAGCUGGAUCCCAUUCUCACCAUCAACCACGACUACAUCCUGAACUACAUCACGCCGGUCCAAAAGGACGAUCCGAGCAUGGCUGGCCGGCAUCAAACAUUCACCCACGAGGGCCGCAUGGCUACGGUCCGCAACACCACGCCACACGCGCGGCCGUGGGGGUUAGGCAAGAUCCAUGACAGCAUGAGCUUCCUCUUCAAACUCGGCGGCUCGCGCAUCCGCACGCCGGGCGAAUACCGCGAACAAGAGCUCGCGUCCCAGCAUGGAGUGCUUUUCUGGAUGCUACACCGCAUCUUCCACCGGUUCAUCGGCCUCUUUGAGGACACGCACCACGCCCUCCCGCGCUUGAGGCAGACCAACGAAACUAUCCACAGCAGCGUCCGCAUCCGCAUGGGCAAACACGGCUUGGGCUACAAUGACAAGGGGACGUACGACUCGCAAGCACUCCAAGGGUGGAUCAUGCACGGCGUGGAGACCAAUCCCGACACGCCCGUGGCCCUGAGUGCCCCGGGGGCGGUGGGCAGGAUGAGGAAUGUGGUGUGGAAAAAGCAAGUGUACCCGGAGAAGCUCAUUGAACCUGCGUCCGAAAACGGCGAGAGGAGGGGCAAAGUCGAGGUCUUGGAGAACAAGGGCAAGACACAUUGUCUCGAGCUCGAGGAGGAGCCGCUCGGCGCGUUUGAGCGUAAGAUCCUUCAGGAGUGGCCCGUGGGAGACAUCAAGGAUGACUUUGACACGAUUGUUCCGGGCAGGCAUCAGCAGAACGUGGACCGCGCGCACACGGUACCCCUGGACGGGCAUGGCCACGUUCGGGGGAGCUCGGGCAGCAGUGGAGGCCGACACGGAGAGCCCCUAACGUUGGAAACGGGGAAGAGGCGGAGCGAGACGACCUAG
Fonsecaea erecta is the source of this 1770-nucleotide messenger RNA. RefSeq lists its product as hypothetical. The coding region runs from base 1 to 1770 and encodes 589 amino acids. The record is from RefSeq and is a predicted model, not a curated record. NCBI's taxonomy places the organism in Eukaryota, Fungi, Ascomycota, Eurotiomycetes, Chaetothyriales, Herpotrichiellaceae. The transcript has a single exon.